Messenger RNA from Hydatigera taeniaeformis, 1515 nucleotides. The record is from the annotation of a GenBank genome assembly. NCBI's taxonomy places the organism in Eukaryota, Metazoa, Platyhelminthes, Cestoda, Cyclophyllidea, Taeniidae.
AUGAGGUCGGUGUUAAGCUUGUCCAGAACUUUUACAUUAUCCAUGAGGAGUGUUGCGACUGCUUCGUUGAAGCCAAAUUUAGUUUUGCCUGAUAAUUCGUUAUCGAUCGUUGAGAGCGAUGGCGGUCUACAGGCAUUCCCAGCUGUUAUUGAAUUGUUCUCGAUCCGUGGAAAACUUUCUUGGGUGCUUUUCACGUUACAGUACGCUUGUUUCCCCAAACCGAAUCCAUGGAAUGGUCUCACGCGCAUCGUGGCAAUCUUCAACGCUGGCUCCCGCUUCGAAAAGGCCCCCCAUAUUCAUGGCAUUACACAUCUCAUUCGACGCAGUUGUGGUUUGUCUACAACAAACUACACUGCCGUCAACUUAGCCCGUCAUAUUCAGCAGAUGGGUGGGCGUUUACAUUGUCACACUACACGUGAGCAUAUGAUAUACUCCAUGGACGUCGCUCCGAACCUCGCCUCUCGAGCUGGUUUGAUUCUAGCCACAAUGGCUACUCGAACGGCUUUCUUCGACUGGGAACUGAGAGAUCAGGUCUAUAGACUGAUGCAUAAAGAUAUCGAUAUGCUAAAUCGCCGUCGCUUUGAUGCUUUAACUAUAGAACUUCUCCAUGAGGCAGCCUAUGGACAACACCCUGAUGGGGUUGGUCUUGGCAACUCCCUAUUUGCUAACCAUUAUCGAGUCGGCACACACACAAUUGACGAUAUAGAGGCUUUUUUCGAUGCUCACUACACUCCCGUUAAUACUGUCUUCAUCGUUACCGGCUGCAAUCCAAAUGAUGGCGGCCUGCAAAUCUGUGACUCCAUGCAUGACGCUGCUCUGCUUCGGCCCAAUAGGCCUGCUUGCACAACCGUUGCGAAGCACAGCUUCGUUGGAGGAGAAAGACGUCGUGAGAUAACUGGCGCGACCAUCUCAUAUGCAGCUCUGGCAUGGCCCACUCCCGGUGGACACGUGGGUGAAAGCCUCACUUCCCUAGCCCUUUCUGUUUUUGCAGCUGCUUUAACCUCCCCGAAUCACCGCAUAGCUUUCGGAUCAAUGGGAGGCUUUGUGCCUUCUUCAUCAUCUACUGCCACCUCGACUCCCAUUCAUUUCCCCUAUUCAGAUCAUGGCCUUUUCGGAACCUUAGUAACUGGACGUGAUGGAAAGACAGUUGGUGAACAUCUAAGGUUGGCUAGAAGAGUCUAUGCUCAACUGGCUGAGACCGGAAUGAAUGAAGACCAAUUCGUGCGUGCAAAAGCUCUUUUUAAGGCCGAUUUGGCGAUGCGAAUGGAGAAUUUUAUCACCAUGACGGAAGACUUGGCAGUGCAGUUGUUGUGUUGUAAUAAAGGCGGUGGCGGAGAUCAGAAUGUGUCCGGAAUACGAUCGUUAGAAGAUAUUUGCUCUGCAGUUGAUCGACUUUCGCUAUUGGAAGUUAAUAAGGUGUUCAAAGAAACUGUAAAAUCACAGCGGAUGGCAUUAUCGGCGGUUGGAACGGAUAUUGCCUAUGUGGAACCAUUGGAAACGUUGAAAACAUUCUGA